UGACGAGAAAAGGGGAAAUCGAAACUGAUAUGGGUUUCCCGAGUAAUGUUUAACACCUGAUCGUAAAGCACAAUCUGUUGAAUAAAGUACGGUAUUAAAACAACACAGACAAGCAGUUCUGUCUACUUACAUCUCUGAGGAAGAGUUCGCUGAAAACACACGAGGCCACAAACAACUGUCGCUUCUGUUUGUAAGGUCCAGUAUAUUGAUCAAUGUUGUGCUGUGUAGUCUGACUGCAUCAUGGCUCAAGCAAAACCGCUUUUCAUGCCCUGGUUGUAUGAACAAAUCCAGAGUGGACAUUAUCCUGGAGUAUGCUGGACAAAUGAUGACCGUACCCAGUUCAGCAUUCCCUGGAAACAUGCUUUGAGACAGGACUCCAACAGCGAUGAUGUGCUCAUAUUCAGGGCGUGGGCUCAGACUAGCGCUGCUGGUGAUGGCAGGAUAAAUGGAGAUCCCUCUGUGUGGAAGAGAAACUUUCGCAGUGCUCUUCGCGCUAAAGGCUUCAAAAUGAUAUCUGACAACAAGAAUGAUGGCGCCAAUCCACAUAAAGUCUAUCAGUUUCCCUCCGAUCCUCAUUCUGCAGCUUCAGGAUCUGAGGGCUCUCAAGAAACUGAAAUUUCACCGCAUCUGUAUGUGGAUGAUGUGUUCACAGCACCCAUUGAUUUGGACCAACAUUUAUUUGGGCUAAACCUCCAGGACACAUCAGCACAAGUCCAUAUCAUUGUGAAUCCAGAUGAGUUAUAUGUGGAUCCAGGAACCCAGAUACACACUUUUCAAGCAGUGGUUCCUAUUGAACCCAUAUCCUUUUCAGAUGGAGGUGCUGUCGGUGGUUUGGGACAGAUUUCACCGACUGAGGGAGCGACGGCUGUCAAUCAUAGCUCUCCAGAAUAUCAGCAGACUGCAACUCAACCACAUUUAGGAGCUGUAACUGAUCACACUGCCAUUCCUGAACCAAAUCUGGCGACAUAUUUUCAGAUCAAGGUUUAUUACAGAGGGAAUAUGGUGAUGGAGCAGUUGGUGGAGAAUGACUCUGGUUUCAGACUGAUGUACCACAGAAACAUGGAUGAGUCAGGCCUGCAGGACGGUGCGGGUCUCCCUGUGGUCACUCUUCCUCCAGCUGAAGGAAUCCCGGAUCAAGUGCAGACCAGGCAUACUAAUGAUAUUCUGGAUAACCUGGGUGGUCUGGAGAUUCGGAGAUCAGACGGAGUGAUUCAAGGUCACCGUUGGGGGUCCAGCAGGAUCUAUUGGGGUCUGUGCAAGCAUGAAAGAAGCCAAGCACCCAGAGAACUGUCCAAAAACACUCCUCAACCCAUCUACCUCAUGAAAGAUUACAUUUCAGGUUUGAUGCAGUUUAUUCAGACCGGCGGUGAAUCUCCUUCUUGCACUCUUUACUUCUUCCUGGGGGAGAAGUGGCCAGACCCUAAAAUGAAGCCUUGGGAGAAGAAACUCAUCAUGAUUGAGGUUAAUCUCACAGCACUGGAGUUUUUGAAGUCUAUGGCUGUUGAACAAGGAGCGUCUUCACUGCAGUCAGACGAGCUGCAGCUUUCUCUGGAGCAAAUGAUGGAGCUCUGCUAAAAACAACCUCCUGGGUUAAACUGUUUACUCUGUGGUGAGCGAAUCUGUGGUGAACUGUAUUUAUUCAAGGUGUGAGAAGUAAACUUUCGGUACAAGAGAUUAAUCCGUGGUUCAGUAGUUGAGUUUAGGAGAUGAGUCAUUUUAAAUGGAGCUCAUAUACAGUUGAGGGCUAAAGUAUUCACCCUCCUGUCAAAUAUUGUUUUUCAAAGUGAUAUUUAAUGGAGAAAGACAUUUUUACACAGUAUUUACUAUAAUAUUUCUUUCUUCUGGAAAAAAAAAGUCUUAAUUGUUUUAUUUUGGGUGGAAUAAAAUGUUUUUAAUUUUUAAAAGCCAUUAUUAUUGGCCCCCAUAACCAAUAUUUUAGCCAUUGUUAUUUAUAUAACCUCAUUAAGCCUUUAUCAUAAUAUCUAUUGGAGACCCAGAAGGGACGUGAUACUGAAAAAAAAAUGGGUGGGAGAAAAAAACCUUGCAAAACAGUUUUUCCACAAGCACUUCCUGUUCACUUCAUACAUGUCAACCGACCCUUUUUUGCAGGGAUUUUCCUGUAUUUUACCAUUUAACCCGCUAUCAUUUAGUAUUUUCUCAUAUUUCUGAUAUAUUUUUAUUCUUGAAAGCACAUUAAAAUUAAUAUAAAAAUGUCUGCAUUCACUUUCUAUUCAUCAAAGCUGUGCGUCGAUCAUCGGCCUUCAUAUGCAACCUCUGAAUCAGUCAAUGCAUGUACACGGACGCGCUCCAUAUGAUAAACUGAUCCCAGAUCAGCUUCUUUACCCGCCAUUUAAAGUGACACCUCUGUUAUCAAACAAGUGAAGAGCAGCAAAUGAAUCUCUCGUUUUGUGUCGCUUUACGAUUGCACAGGUCUAUAAUGAAAGCAUUCCAUUACUUUAGUAAUAGUUUACGAGAAAAUGAGUUGUUUGAAAUCAAACAUGCAGGACGGACAUGUUUACAUAUUAUUAAGAGUAUUUGUCUGUUUAAACCCACACCCAAAGUGUCCUGCACUUUCGCUCCUCUUUAAAUGGCGUGUACAGAAGCUGAUCUGAUCUGGGAUCAGUUUAUCAUACGGAGCACGUCUGUCAGACAUGCAUUUGCAUAUGAAGGGCGAUGAUCGACGCACAGCUUAAAUGGAAAGAAAGUGAAUGCAGACAUUCAUUCAUUCAUUAUCUUUUUUUGGGGUUAGUCCCUUUAUUAAUCCAGGGUCACCACAGCGGAAUGAACCGCCAACUUAUCCAGUUGCAUGCCCUUCCAGCUGCAACCCAUCACUUGGAAACACCCAUACACUCUCAUUCACACUCAUACACUACAGACAAUUUUAGCCUACCCAAUUCACCUGUACCACAUGUCUUUGGACUUGUGGGGGAAACCGGAGCACCCGGAGGAAACCCACGGGAACGCGGGGAGAACAUGCAAAUUCCACACAGAAACACCAACUGACCCAGCUGGGGCUCGAACCAGCGACCUUCUUGUUGUGAGGCAACAGCACUACCUACUGCGCCACCGCAGACAUUUUUAUAUUAAUUUCAAUGUGCUUUCAAGAUUAAAAAUAUAUCAGAAAUAUGAGAAAAUACUAAAUGAUAGGGUGAUAGCGGGAUAGAAUGGUAAAAUACGGGAGAAUCCCAGCAAAAACGGGAGGGUUGACAUGUAUGAAGUGAACAAGAAGUGCUUGUGGAAAAACACAAAAAAGGAUUUUGCGAGGGAUUUUCCUAUCAGUUUUUUUUUCUCCCACCCAUUUCUUUUUCCCACCAUUACGUCCCUUUCGGGUCUCCAUAGAAAUCAGUUAUUACAAAUUAGUUAAGUAAAGUUUCAUAAACUAAUUUCGAGAGGAGCACGUGAUAUGAUUGAGCACGAUUGGCUGCUCAUCUGUAAUCAGUGAUAAUCCAAUCAGAGUGAUCCUAGUUUACUAUAAAUGGAUCAUUUUCUCCCUACUGCUCUAUCUUCGUUCGGAAGAAUCCCCCCUUCCACCCCAUCUCCUCCUUUUCCACCCUUUUCUAAAGGGGGAGCUCUCGAGACCUACCUGAUCUCGGAUCUCCUGAUAUGCUCAUUGACCGGGCGGGAGCCCUGGGCUCAAAUAUCUCCGAGCUCAGGGUUCUCUCCCGGGACAGCAUGCCAAACCUGCUUUAAAAGCCAAGCAUAUCUAAGUGGGAACUCUUGAAAACUAUUAUGUUUAUAAAUGUAUUGAAAAAAUCUCUCCGUUAAACAGAAAUUGAGGAUAAUAUAAAAGAAAUCUAAUCUAACAGGAGGGUUAAUUAUUCAGACCUGAACUGUAAAUGCCGUAAGUCUUUUGUGCUGUUUUUACACUACUACGCUUCUCUGAUCUAUUGAUUUUUUUUUAUAUAUAUAUAUUUCUUAUAAAUGUGAAUUGUGUUUAUUUGGUGUGUGGACCUAUUUUCUUGUUUACUUUUUCUUUUUUUCAACUUAUACUGCACAAUAUCAGCAUGAUGAUUUCCAGUCAUGUAAAACCUGGACAAGUCAGGGAAUUUGAGGGGUUUUCCAGGCAUGGGAGAACAUUUCUGUAAUCAACAUGUACUUGUUAUGCUUUGUUCUAAACAAUACUUUUAUUGAUAA
Molecule: messenger RNA, 4134 nt
Organism: Danio aesculapii
Lineage: Eukaryota; Metazoa; Chordata; Actinopteri; Cypriniformes; Danionidae
Gene: irf3
Product: interferon regulatory factor 3
Exons: 11
Coding region: 241-1575 (444 amino acids)
Biological process (GO): regulation of transcription by RNA polymerase II; immune system process
Cellular component (GO): nucleus
Molecular function (GO): RNA polymerase II cis-regulatory region sequence-specific DNA binding; protein binding; DNA-binding transcription factor activity, RNA polymerase II-specific
Source: RefSeq, a predicted model, not a curated record